This is a messenger RNA of Microcebus murinus (gray mouse lemur), 5959 nucleotides long. RefSeq names its product myomesin 1 (gene MYOM1). NCBI's taxonomy places the organism in Eukaryota, Metazoa, Chordata, Mammalia, Primates, Cheirogaleidae. Gene Ontology annotation, cellular component: M band. The record is from RefSeq and is a predicted model, not a curated record. Gene Ontology annotation, molecular function: kinase binding. Gene Ontology annotation, biological process: sarcomere organization.
AGGGCACACGUGACUUUCCUUCGCCACGCCCCUGAGCCUCCGGCUCCAGCUGCGGGGCGGCAGUGCGCCUGCGCGUGACUCUCCGCACAGAGUCUGGUUCUCUGCCUCAGGGUUCCGGAGCUGUACGUGCCACCUGUGAGGGUGCUUUGUGCAAGCGAUUUGCGCUCUUCGUGCGGUGUUAUUUUAUGAAAAGCCCCAUCCCAUCCAUACAGAAGGAAACGUUAUGAAGUCCCGAGGGCCCUCAGCCAAGCUCCCACUCUCUUUUUGGCCCAGACAGAUUUCAUAAGGUCGCGAGUAGCCACUUCAGUUAGGCUGAAGACUAACUCUUCAAAAACGUCUGCUACCGCUCUCCCCUGCCAGAUGCUCUCUCACCCCGACUAACAAGGACAGCGCGACUUGGGUGCGACUAGGGAGGAAGACGGGCGACGUUUGCCGCCACCUCUAUGAUGAGGGCUUGCGGCUUGGUGGGAAUAGGAAUAAAAAGUUGGAUCUAGUCUCAGUUUGCCUUGCCCAGAACAGCUUGAAACUGGUGCUUCUUGUUAGAGGAAAAGAGAAAGCCCUCCCCGACUUUUCUUUUCCCGCGCUGAGUCUGGUGAGAAGACUGUCGUUCUGGCCGCCCCGGCUCUCUGACCUCAUCUCCGAAGGCCCCGUCUUAUCUGGUGAUCAGCAUAGAAAACGCCAGCAUUGGAAGCUUGCAAGUCUGAAACUACGGAGUCUAAAGGUUGCCCGAUUCCCUCAAGGGGCACAUGAUGGCUUUGCCGUUUUAUCAGAGAUCCCACCAGCACUAUGAUCUCAGCUACCGUAACAAGGACCUUCGCACCACGGUGAGCCAUUACCAGCAGGAGAAGAAGCGUUCUGCCAUCUACACCCAUGGCUCCACAGCCUACAGCACCCGCUCCUCUGCCGCGCGCCGCCAGGAGUCGGAGGCCUUCAGCCAGGCGUCUGCCUCCUCCUACCAGCAGCAGGACUCUCAGGCCUACAGUCUUGGGACCUCGCAGUCCUCCCUGAGCUCUGAAGUCAGUCGGAAAGCGGCCUUAGCCCAUGAUUAUGGCUACUCCUAUGGACUUACAGAUUCCAGUCUGCUGUUAGAUGAUUAUUCGUCCAAGUUGAGCACCAAAGCAAAGAGAGCCAAGCACAGCCUUCUGUCUGGAGAAGAGAAAGAAAAUCUACCAAGCGACUACAUGGUGCCUGUUUUCUCGGGACGUCAAGUGCAUGUCAGUGGAGUUACAGAUACGGAAGAAGAAAGAAUUAAAGAAGCUGCCGCUUACAUAGCCCAGAGGAAUCUUCUUGCUAGUGAGGAAGGAAUCAUAACAUCUAAACAGUCCACAGCAUCCAAACAGUCCACAGCAUCCAAACAGUCCCGAGCAUCCAAACAGUCUGUGGAAUCCAAACAGGCCAUGUCCACUUUCCAACAGGAGGAAACUUUUGAAAAGAAGUCAAGGAAAGUUGCAAUUCGAGAAAAGGCAGAACGCCUAUCGCUGAGAAAAACAUUAGAAGAAACCGAAGCAUAUCAUGCCAAGUUGAAUGAAGACCAUCUUCUUCAUGCUCCUGAGUUUAUCAUUAAACUUCGUUCCCACACAGUUUGGGAGAAAGAGAAUGUAAAAUUACACUGCUCCGUAGCAGGCUGGCCAGAACCUCGUGUCACUUGGUAUAAAAACCAGGUGCCGAUAAAUGUCCAUGCAAACCCUGGAAAGUAUAUUAUUGAAAGUCGAUAUGGAAUGCACACUCUGGAGAUUAACGCAUGUGAUUUUGAAGAUACAGCUCAGUACCGGGCCUCGGCCAUGAACGUUAAAGGAGAGCUUUCAGCAUAUGCUUCAGUUGUGGUAAAGAGAUAUAAGGGAGAGUUUGAUGAGACACGCUUCCAUGCUGGGGCUUCCACCAUGCCGCUCAGCUUUGCUGUGACCCCUUAUGGUUAUGCAUCCAAGUUUGAGAUCCACUUUGAUGACAAGUUUGAUGUGUCCUUUGGAAGAGAGGGAGAGACGAUGAGUCUAGGCUGUCGUGUAGUCAUCACUCCUGAUAUUAAACAUUUCCAGCCAGAGAUCCAGUGGUAUAGAAAUGGAGCACCUGUUUCUCCAUCAAAAUGGGUGCAAACAAGUUGGAGUGGAGAACGGGCAACACUGACAUUUUCCCAUCUCAACAAGGAAGAUGAAGGCCUCUAUACAAUUCGUGUACAGAUGGGAGAAUAUUAUGAACAAUAUAGUGCUUACGUCUUUGUUCGAGAUGCUGAUGCAGAGAUUGAAGGAGCACCAGCCGCUCCCUUGGAUGUCGUGUGCCUGGAGGCCAACAAAGAUUAUAUCAUCAUCUCUUGGAAACAGCCAGCUAUAGAUGGAGGGAGUCCUAUUCUGGGAUACUUUAUUGAUAAAUGUGAGGUGGGCACAGAGAGCUGGUCUCAGUGCAAUGACACACCUGUGAAGUUUGCCCGUUUCCCAGUCACUGGAUUGAUAGAAGGUCGUUCCUAUAUAUUCAGAGUCCGAGCUGUGAAUAAAACCGGAAUAGGCCUACCCUCUCGAGUCUCCGAGCCUGUGGCUGCUCUGGACCCCGCUGAGAAAGCUAGACUUAAAAGUCGCCCUUCAGCACCCUGGACUGGACAGAUCAUUGUCACUGAAGAGGAACCUUCAGAGGGUAUUGUUCCUGGGCCCCCCACAGACCUCUCUGUCACUGAGGCUACUCGGAGCUAUGUGGUGCUCAGCUGGAAGCCUCCUGGCCAACGUGGCCAUGAGGGCAUUAUGUACUUUGUUGAGAAGUGUGAGGCAGGAACAGAAAAUUGGCAGCGGGUGAACACAGAGCUCCCAGUGAAGUCUCCCCGCUUUGCUCUGUUCGACUUGGCUGAGGGGAAAUCCUACUGUUUCCGCGUCCGCUGUUCUAAUUCUGCAGGAGUUGGGGAACCCUCAGAGGCAACAGAGGUGACCAUGGUAGGAGACAAGCUUGAUAUCCCCAAGGCCCCUGGCAAAAUCAUCCCGAGCAGAAAUACAGAUACCUCCGUGGUGGUUACCUGGGAGGAGUCCAGAGAUGCUAAAGAGCUGGUCGGGUACUACAUAGAGUCGAGCGUCGUCGGCUCUGGCAAGUGGGAGCCCUGCAACAACAACCCCGUGAAGGGCUCACGGUUUACUUGUCAUGGAUUGGUGACUGGUCAGAGUUAUAUUUUCCGGGUCAGAGCAGUCAAUGCAGCUGGACUUAGUGAAUAUUCCCAGGAUUCAGAAGCUAUUGAAGUCAAAGCUGCUAUUGCGGCACCAUCUCCACCCUAUGGUAUCACUUGUCUUGAAAGUUAUCGUGACUCAAUGGUUCUUGGAUGGAAACAACCAGAUAAGACUGGAGGGGCAGAAAUUACUGGCUAUUAUGUGAACUAUCGAGAGGUAAUUGGUGGUGUGCCAGGAAAAUGGAGAGAAGCCAACAUCAAGGCUGUCAGCGAUGAGGCAUACAAGAUUAGUGACCUGAAGGAAAACAUGGUGUAUCAGUUCCAAGUGGCAGCCAUGAACAUCGCUGGGCUGGGUGUGCCCUCAGCAGUAAGCGAGUGCUUCAAAUGUGAAGAGUGGACCAUUGCUGUCCCAGGACCACCACAAGGUCUCAAGUAUAGUGAAGUCAGGAAAGACUCCCUGGUUCUCCACUGGAAACCUCCAAUCCACUCUGGGCGGACUCCAGUCACUGGUUACUUCGUGGACAUGAAGGAGGCCAGUGCCAAAGAUGACCAAUGGCGAGGACUCAACAAGGCAGCUAUUAAAAAUAUAUACCUGAAGGUGCGAGGUCUGAAGGAGAGUGUCAGCUACGUGUUCCGCGUCCGAGCCAUAAACCAGGCAGGAGUCGGGAAGCCAUCUGACCUCGCUGGCCCUGUUGUGGCAGAGACCCAUCCAGGAACCAAAGAAGUUGUUGUACACGUGGAUGAUGAUGGAGUCAUUUCAUUGAAUUUCGAAUGUGAUCAAAUGUCUCCAAAGUCCGAAUUCAUUUGGUCCAAAGAUUAUGUGUCCACUGAGGACUCUACUCGACUAGAAGUUGACAGCAAAGGCAACAAGACGAAAAUAACCUUCAAAGACCUCGGGAUGGAUGACUUGGGCAUUUACUCUUGCGAUGUAACAGACACUGAUGGAAUAGCAUCGAGCUACUUAAUAGAUGAGGAAGAAUUGAAACGUUUACUUGCUCUCAGCCAAGAACACAAGUUCCCAGUUGUCCCAGUUAAAUCAGAGUUGGCAGUUGAAAUUCUGGAGAAAGGGCAGGUCCGGUUUUGGAUGCAGGCUGAGAAGCUGUCUGGCAACGCCAAAGUCAACUACAUAUUUAACGAAAGGGAAAUUUUUGAAGGGCCGAAAUAUAAAAUGCAUAUUGACCGAAACACUGGCAUAAUUGAAAUGUUCAUGGAAAAGCUACAGGAUGAUGAUGAGGGAACAUACACUUUUGAGCUUCAUGAUGGCAAAGCAACCAAUCAUUCUACUCUUGUUCUCAUUGGAGAUGUUUACAAAAAACUCCAGAAAGAAGCUGAAUUCCAGCGGCAAGAAUGGAUCAGAAAACAAGGUCCGCAUUUUGCUGAGUAUUUGAGCUGGGAAGUGACUGGUGACUGUAAUGUACUAUUGAAAUGCAAGGUGGCAAAUAUUAAGAAGGAGACUCAUAUUGUGUGGUACAAAGAUGAGAGGGAGAUAUCAGUGGAUGAGAAGCAUGACUUUAAGGAUGGUAUAUGUACCCUACUUAUAACAGAGUUUUCCAAGAAAGAUGCUGGGAUUUAUGAAGUUAUCCUGAAAGAUGACCGAGGAAAAGAUAAGAGCAGACUAAAGCUUGUGGAUGAAGCCUUUAAAGAACUGAUAACAGAAGUAUGCAAAAAAAUAGCUUUGUCUGCUACAGACCUGAAAAUUCAGAGCACAGCUGAGGGCAUCCGGCUGUACUCUUUUGUUACUUACUACCUGGAUGAUUUGAAAGUUAAUUGGUCCCACAAUGGGACUGCUAUAAAGUACUCAGACAGAGUUAAGAGUGGGGUCACUGGAGAGCAGAUCUGGCUACAAAUCAAUGAGCCCACUCCGAAUGACAAAGGGAAAUAUGUGAUGGAGCUCUUUGAUGGCCAAACUGGACACCAGAAGACAGUGGAUCUUUCUGGACAAGCAUACGACGAGGCCUUUGCUGAAUUCCAGAGGUUGAAACAAGCUGCCAUUGCCGAGAAAAAUCGUGCCCGGGUGCUGGGCGGUCUCCCUGACGUGGUCACCAUCCAGGAGGGCAAGGCCCUUAAUCUCACUUGCAACGUGUGGGGCGACCCAAGUCCUGAGGUCUCGUGGUUGAAGAAUGAGAAGCUCCUGGCCUCAGAUGACCACUGCAACCUCAAGUUUGAGGCCGGGAAGACGGCCUACUUCACCAUCACUGACGUGACCACUGCUGACUCUGGCAAAUACGGGCUGGUUGUGAAGAACAAGUAUGGCUCGGAGACCAGUGACUUCACUGUCAGCGUGUUCAUCCCAGAGGAGGAGGCCAGGAAGGCUGCUCUGGAGUCCCAGAAGGGCGGCAAGAAGGCCAAGUGACCGGAGCCUGGCGGUGGGGGCGCCAGGAGAGCCGAGGAGAGCCGAGCUGACCUGUGCCAGUUGUGUGAGAACGGUUUGGGUUAAGGAUGAGGAAGUCUUAGAGCUUUCUCCUCCCUAUUUUGUGCUGGUGUGGGGGAAAACUUGUCUUUUAUUCAUAUAAAAAAGUACCAACUAAUAGGUUUUCUUUCUCUACAAAUUAUGUGUUAAGAAAAUAUCAUUGGUAGCACGAAUAUUAGGAAACAGUUUUAUGGAAAAGACCAGAAUAAAGUUGGAGGGGUGUGGAAUGAUGGUGGAAGAGCAGAAGGAUGUGUUGCGUAACAGUUUGCAUCUAAGCAGCUGUGAAGCCCAUCGGCAGGUUUCGGUAUGUUGUCUGUAUUGUUAGGGUAGUGAUGUGCAUUUCUGUUGGCAUCUUGUGGUUCCGAACCUCCUCGGUGUGAAUAAACAGCUCUCACAUCUUUCCUCCUCCCUGA